UCCCGGAGCCGCGGCCGCUGGCGCUCGGGCGCGGCGUUCCUCAGGCGGUCCUCGACUCCCGGCCGCGCCGCAAGCGCCCGGCCCUCGGUGUCUCCCGCAGCCGGGCCGGGGCCUCCGCGCCCGCCGAGAGAGGCCGCCAUCACCAGCGCCGCCGAUCCUGUCUUCACUGUAAGAAUGUAAGAUGGAUCCAGAAGAGCAGGAGCUGUUGAGCGAUUACCGAUACAGAAAUUAUGCGUCGGUGAUUGAAAAGGCUCUGAGGAAUUUUGAGUCCUCGAGUGAAUGGGCCGAUCUCAUAUCUUCCCUUGGCAAGCUCAACAAGGCCCUUCAGAGUAACCUGAAGUAUUCCUUGCUGCCACGACGGCUCCUGAUCAGCAAGAGAUUAGCUCAGUGCUUGCAUCCUGCCCUGCCCAGCGGUGUGCACCUGAAAGCCCUGGAAACCUACGAGAUCAUCUUUAAAAUUGUGGGGACCAGAUGGCUGGCCAAGGACUUGUUCCUUUACAGCUGCGGCCUGUUCCCGCUCCUGGCGCACGCGGCCAUGUCGGUGCGUCCUGUGCUGCUCGGUCUGUAUGAGAAGUACUUCCUCCCGCUGCAGAAGCUGCUGCUGCCCAGUCUCCAGGCCUUCCUCGUGGGCCUGCUGCCCGGCCUGGAGGAGGGCUCCGAGAUCUAUGACAGAACGGACGCCCUGCUGUUGAGGCUGUCACUGGCAGUGGGCAGGGAAGUGUUCUACGCGGCCCUGUGGGGGAGCGUCCUGGCCAGCCCAGCCAUCCGCCUGCCUGCCUCACUGUUCGUGGUGGGGCACAUCAGCAGGGACCUGCCCGGCAAGGAGCAGAAGUACAUGCUGGGCACUGACUAUCAGCUCACGGUCAAGUCCUUGUGCGUGUCACUGCUGGACUCAAAUGUCCUUGUGCAAAGAAACAGCCUGGAGAUCGUCUUGUUCUUCUUUCCGUUCUCUGCCUGUCUGGAUCCCCACGAGCAAGCCGUCCCGCUGCCCAGGUCCGCCAUGGUCCGCAUCCUGUCAGCCGCCAGCCAGACGCUGCUGAGGAGGGACAUGUCCCUGAACCGGAGGCUGUAUGCCUGGUUGCUCGGUUCAGACAUCAAGGGAAACACCAUUGUGCCGGAAUCUGAACUCUCCAGUUGGUACGAAGACCACUCCUCCUACUUCUUUGAAAAAUACUCCAAGGAGCUCCUGGUUGAGAGCCUGGCUGAGAUCCUACACCAGCAGUUUGGGGACGCCGACAUGGAGGAGCGCCAUCACGCGUACCUGAAGCCCUUCCGCAUCCUCGUCAGUCUGCUGGACAAGCCAGAGAUAGGGCCGCAGGUGGUUGACAACUUAUUUCUUGAAGUCAUCAGGGCUUUCUAUUCCUAUUGUAAAGAUGCCCUUGGCUCUGACCUCCAGCUUAGCUACACGCACAGUGGAAACCCACUGAUCAGUACGAUCAAAGAAAACAGAAACGCCUCUGAGAUCGUGAAGACCGUGAACUUGCUCCUCACCUCCCUAAGCACAGACUUCCUCUGGGAUUACAUGACACGGUGCUUUGAGCAGUGCUUCAGAGUGGGGAAGCAGACGGAGGCUGCCGGGAAGAGCGUCGGCCCACCGCCCACAGUCUCGGAGCUCUGCACCCUCCUCGUGUUCCUGCUCGACGUGAUUCCUUUGGAACUUCACUCGGAGGUGCAGACCCAGUACCUGCCGCAGGUGCUCAACUGCCUGGUGCGGCCCCUCGCCGAGGAGAUGGGGGCCUUGAGCCUGCCGGAACUCACACUCGCCCUGAAGACGUGCUUCAAGGUGCUCAGCAAGGUGCAGAUGCCUCCUUCCUACCUGGACGCCGAGUUCACCAGCGGCAGCUCGAGUCCGAUAAAAGGCGAAUCCGAAGUCAUUUUAGAAACUAAGGCCAUGGUCCCUGGGGACGAGGAGACCACACUCCCCCCACUGAAGUCCGAGGACAGCGGCAUUGGGCUUAGCGCCUCAUCGCCAGAGCUGUCCGAGCACCUGCAGCUCCCUCCGGUGUCUCCCCAGCGAGACGACAUCUGGAAGAAGGGCGGGACCAUGCAGCAUACCUUCCUCAGCAUCCAGGAGCUGAUUGGCAGCUUCGCCAGCAAGAACAUCUUCGGAGCACAGCUGACCGUGUCCGGGGAAGAGAGCAGGUCCAAAGAGCCCGCAGAGAAACAGGAAAAGAGCGGGGCCCAGCGGCCCGGGGCCAGCCACCCCGACAAGAAGGACUUGUGGGAGGCCAGGCCCAUCACCGUGCCCCAGUUUAAGCAGAUGCUCUCGGACUUGUUCACAGCACGAGGGUCGCCAUUUAGGACGAGAAGCUCCGACUCGCCUUCCUCCCUGCCCAGUAGCCCAAGCAGAAAGAAGGACGGAGACUGGGACAUGGAGCAGGUGAUAGUCAGCCUGGCAGACUCCAGGGAUGAGUGCAGGGAGGCCUUUGCUGCUGCCUGCCACCUGCUGCUGGACUGUGCCACCUUCCCCGUCUACCUGUCCCAGGAAGAGAUGGAGCAGCUCUACGAAACGCUCUUCCAGCUCCCAGGAGCUGGUGACCCAAGUUUCCCGGCGUGGCUCAAGUCCCUCAUGACAAUCAGCUGCUGUGUCAAUGACUGCUACCUGCAGAACGUGGCCAUCUCCACUCUGCUGGAAGUGAUCAACCACUCACAGUCCCUCGCACUGGUCAUCGAGGACAGGAUGAAGCGCUACCGAAGUUAUGGACACAACCCAUUUCUCAGCAAGCUGCAGAUGGUCACUGUUCCUCCCAUUGCUCCAGGGAUACUGAAAGUUGUUGCAGAAAAAACCGACUUCUACCAGCGGGUGGCUCGCGUGCUUUGGAAUCAGCUGAACAAGGAGACCCGGGAGCACCACAUCACCUGUGUGGAGCUGUUCUACCGGCUGCACUGCCUGGCCCCGACGGCCAACAUCUGCGAGGACAUCAUCUGCCACGCCCUCCUGGACCCCGACAAGGGAACACGGCUGGAGGCUCUGUUCAGAUUCUCCGUUAUCUGGCAUCUGACACGAGAGAUCCAGGGCAGCCGAGUGAUGUCCCACAAUCGCUCCUUCGACAGGUCCUUGUUCGUGGUGCUAGACAGCCUGGCCUGCACAGAUGGCGCCAUCAGUGCAGCAGCCCAGGGCUGGCUGGUGCGUGCCCUCUCCCUCGGGGAUGUGGCACGCAUCCUUGAACCCGUGCUCCUGCUCUUGCUGCAGCCCAAAACCCAGAGAACCUCUAUCCAGUGCCUCAAGCAGGAGAACUCAGCGGAGGACUGGCAUCGCUGGCUUUCCAAGAAGAAAACCCCUUACCAGCAGGCGUGUGGGGGCUCUGAGCUUCCAGAGGGCAGCCCGGAGGACCACCUGCCACUGAGCCAGUUCACCACGGUGGACCGCGAGGCCAUCUGGGCCGAGGUGGAGAAGGAGCCAGAGCCGUGCCCGCCGAGGAGCCAGGUGAGCGAGGAAGACCUGCCGGAUGAAGGGGAGCUCACUGACAGGCCAGCCCACAGCACCGGGGACAGCAGUGAGCACACCGAGUCCGCGGACACCAGCUCGGGCCACACAGACAGCGAGAACACGUCCUCCUUCUCGUCGCCCUCCCACAACCUGCAGGAGCUGAGCCCUGAUGAGAACUGCUGCGCCCCCAUCCCCGUGGGGGGCAGGAGGUACCCCAAGCGCCCUUCCUUGCUGGCAGCCUUCCAGCCAGAAAGCCUCAAGUCAAGCGCCAGGCUAAGCCUGACACGGGUGGACUCAGACAAGACCCAGGCUUCCGAGUCACUGUCCAGCGACGAGGAAGCCGAGGUGGAGCUGCAGGCCCUGAGCGCGAGCCGGCUGCUGAGGCAGCGCAAGGAGAAGCAGGAGCAGCUGGAGGCCUUGUUCAAGCACAUCCUGCUCUAUCUGCAGCCCUACGACUCGCGGCGAGUCCUGUACGCCUUCUCCGUGCUCGAGGCCGUGCUCAAAACCAACCCGAGGGAGUUCACCGAGGCCGUGUCCGGCACCAGCAUGGACACCAGCUCCACCGCACACCUCAACCUCAUCUCCAACCUCCUGGCUCGCCACCAGGAGGCCCUCAUCGGCCAGAGCUUCUACGGAAAGCUCCAGAGCCAGCCCCCCAACGUGUGCCCCCACUCUCUGCUCAUUGAGCUGCUCACCUACCUGUGCCUGAGCUUCCUCCGCUCCUACUACCCGUGCUACCUGAAGGUCUCCCACCGGGACAUCCUGGGCAACCGGGACGUGCAGGUCAAGAGCGUAGAGGUCCUCAUCAGGCUCAUGACGCAGCUGGUCUCGGUGGCCAAGGUGGCCGAGGGCAGGAACGUGGACUUCAUCCACAGCCUGCUGCAGAGGUGCAAGGUGCAGGAGUUCGUGCUGCUGUCGCUGUCGGCGUCCAUGUACACGAGCCAGAAGCGCUACGGCCUGGCCACCUCGGAGUGCGGCAGGGACCCACCGGAUGACUGCCUCUUUGAGGAGAGCCUCAUCAAUCUGGGGCAGGACCAGAUCUGGAGCGAGCACCCUCUGCAGAUCGAACUGCUGAAGCUCCUGCAGGUGCUCAUUGUCCUGGAGCACCACUUGGGCCAGGCGCACGAGGAGGCCGCCAGCCAGCCGGUCCUGGCCCGGGAGUGGCAGAGGGCCCUCAGCUUCCAGCAGGCCAUCAGUGCCGCACAGUACGUGCAGCCGCACCCGCUCACCUCCCAGGGCCUGCUGGUGUCUGCCGUGGUGAGGGGGCUGCAGCCCACCUAUGGCUACGGCAUGCACCCGGCCUGGGUGAGCCUAGUCACACAUUCCUUGCCGUACUUUGGGAAAUCCCUGGGCUGGACAGUGACGCCCUUUAUCAUUCAGAUUUGCAAAAACCUGGACGAGCUGGUCAAACAGUACGAGAGUGAAUCUGUGAAGCUGUCGGUCAGCAGCACCUCCAAGAGGGAGAACAUUUCUCCGGAUUACCCACUCACUCUUCUGGAAGGCCUCACAACCAUCGCUCACUUCUGUCUUCUGGAACAUCCCAACCAAAACAAAAAGGCCACUGCUGUAAGUGACCCCACCAACUUGAGAAAUGCCAAGAACGCCAUCUUGGAAGAGCUGCCUCGGAUUGUGAAUACCAUGGCCCUUCUCUGGAAUGUUCUUAGAAAGGAAGAGACUCAGAAGAGACCAGUCGAUCUUCUGGGGGCCACAAAGGGAUCCUCCUCUGUUUACUUUAAAACCACCAAAACCAUAAGACACAAAAUCCUCGACUUCCUAAACCCCUUGACAGCGCAGCUCGGGGUCCAGCUGACCGCUGCCAUCGCCACGGUGUGGAGCAGGAAGAAAGCCCCGCGGCACAGUAAGAUGAAGAUUGUCCCGGUGGCAAGUGCCUCCCAGCUGACCCUUGUGGACUUGGUCUGUGCGCUCAGCACGCUGCAGACGGACACGGUGCUGCACCUGGUGAAGGAGGUGGUGAAGAGGCCGCCGCAGAUCAGAGGGGACGAGAAAUCCCCGCUGGCGGAUAUCCCGGUGCUGCAGUUCUGCUCUGUUUUCAUCCAGAGGCUGCCCACGCCAGCCCUGCAGGACAGCUUCGGGUCGCUGCUAGGAGUGCUGAAGGAGUCGGUACAGCUGAACCUGGCGCCCCCUGGGUGCUUUCUGCUGCUGAGCAUGCUGAAUGACUUUGUCACCAGAACACCCAACCUGGACAGCAAGAAGGACCAGAAGGACCUACAGGAAGUCACCCAGAAAAUCCUGGAGGCCGUGGGGAACAUCGCUGGCUCUUCCUUGGAGCAAACCAGCUGGCUGAGCAGGAACCUGGAGGUGAAGGCACAGCCUCAGGUCACGCUAGAGGAAUCCGACGCGGAGGAGGAUUUAUGCGAUGCUGCUGCAGCCUCAGCCAUGGUGUCUGCAUCCGCCCCCUCGGUGUACAGCGUGCAGGCCCUGUCCCUCCUGGCAGAGGUUCUGGCCUCGCUCCUGGACAUGGUGUACCGCAGUGACGAGAAGGAGAGAGCCGUGCCACUCAUCUCACGCCUGCUCUACUACGUGUUUCCUUACUUGCGCAAUCACAGCGCCUACAACGCCCCCAGCUUCCGGGCCAGUGCACAGCUGCUGAGCUCCCUGAGUGGUUAUGCCUACACGAAGCGGGCCUGGAAGAAGGACGUACUGGACCUGUUCUUGGACCCCGCCUUCUUCCAGAUGGACACUUCCUGCGUCCAUUGGAAGUCCAUUAUUGACCACCUUCUGACUCAUGAGAAAACAAUGUUUAAGGAUUUAAUGAGCAUGCAGAGCAGCUCCAUGAAGCUGUUCUCCAGCUCCGAGCAGAAAGCCAUGCUGCUCAAACGCCAGGCCUUUGCCGUCUUCAGCGGAGAGCUUGACCAGUACCACCUCUACUUGCCCCUCAUCCAAGAACGCCUGACAGACAAUCUCAGAGUGGGCCAGACGUCCGCAGCUGCCGCUCAGAUGUUUCUGUUUUUCAGAGUUUUGCUGCUAAGGAUAUCUCCUCAGCAUCUGACUUCACUGUGGCCAAUCAUGAUCUCUGAGCUGAUCCAGACAUUCGUGCAGCUGGAAGAGGAUCUGAAAGAGGAAGAUGAGUCAUUGCGAAACGGCAACAAAGUGAACAGAGUGAAGGCAUCAGCGGCCGAGAGCCCCGGGCCCGGGGAAGGGGAGAUGGCCCAGAGCGAGCUGGGCCUGUACUUGUCAGCGUGCAAGUUCCUGGACACAGCGCUUGCUUUCCCGCCAGACAGGAUGCCGCUGUUCCAGAUUUACCGGUGGGCGUUCGUCCCAGAGGUGGACACGGAGGGCCCCACCUCCCCGUCAGAGCUGGAGGAGGACCACCAGGAGUGCAAACCACAUACCGUCAGGAUUCUGGAACUUCUCAAGGCCAAGUAUGGUGAAGCGGGUGGCUCGGACGAGGUCACGGCCAAGAACGAGCUCCCCCUGCUGCGCCAGCACUCGGUCUCCAGCAUCAGGCAGCUCAUACCCUUCUUCAGCAUGCUCAGCUCCGCCUUUAAGGCCCCGAGUCAGCUGCCAGCCGCAAGCUUCCUCCGCCCCGACAGCCCACGCCUCUUAAAGCAGCUGGAGGAAUGUGUGGAACAUGACUUUCUAGAAUAUCCAGAAUGUUAACCCUGUGAGAGUGUCGCCUCCGCUUUGGGGCUUCAGCACACUCCAGGGUGGCAUCCCCGAGCUGGAAGCACUUUGAAAGGAACCCACUCCAAUGCAGAAAGUUAAUUCCAGAUCAUUCUCUGUCCAGCCGCAAAGCACGCACAUCCCCCAAAUGCCUUGUAAUAUUUCUUGGGUCUGAUCCUGUAUUUCUUUCGCAAUGUACGGAAAUGGAAAGAAAAGGAAUCUGUCACCCAGCAGUGACUCCCAACUUGUCACUGGAAGUUAAGCCCAAGAAGGAAGGAACUGCUGGCUGUGUCGAAGCGGAAAUGUGACCCUGCUCAGGACAUUUCUCUAAAAGUAUAAGCUUAUUAAAGAUUCUUAUUUUUAAUCUUU
Messenger RNA from Ochotona princeps (American pika), 7423 nucleotides. RefSeq names its product DOP1 leucine zipper like protein B (gene DOP1B). Lineage: Eukaryota; Metazoa; Chordata; Mammalia; Lagomorpha; Ochotonidae. The coding region runs from base 182 to 7051 and encodes 2289 amino acids. Gene Ontology annotation, biological process: Golgi to endosome transport. The record is from RefSeq and is a predicted model, not a curated record. The transcript is spliced from 37 exons. Gene Ontology annotation, cellular component: trans-Golgi network; endosome.